Trichoplusia ni (cabbage looper) is the source of this 1788-nucleotide messenger RNA. It is a transcript of the gene crc, whose product is annotated as activating transcription factor of chaperone. Lineage: Eukaryota; Metazoa; Arthropoda; Insecta; Lepidoptera; Noctuidae. Gene Ontology annotation, molecular function: RNA polymerase II transcription regulatory region sequence-specific DNA binding; DNA-binding transcription activator activity, RNA polymerase II-specific. The transcript has 5 exons. Gene Ontology annotation, cellular component: nucleus. The record is from RefSeq and is a predicted model, not a curated record. Gene Ontology annotation, biological process: regulation of transcription by RNA polymerase II. Bases 259 to 1308 code for a protein of 349 amino acids.
UUCUAUUACUCACUCAAUGGCUCGCAACUAGUAGACGUGUAUUUGUUAUUCCCUUGCUAUAAUUGCGUUCAAGAUGGGUUUCUAGUACCUUAAGUUUGCACACCUGUGUGUGCCUUCACACGUUAUAAAAAAUGUUUGCCAUCAUGGCGCCCUCACCGGACAGCUUUGUCCUUCGACAACAAAUUUUAUCACCUUUAUCAUCGGAAUCUGAUCCUGCCGCACUUGCUAUUUCAUCUGUGAGUUUGCAUCUCUCCAACGAUGAGUGCGAAUCUAUGGGAUCAGUUGCCGGCUUCGGCCGGCGCCCUUCUUACUAAUGAAGAGUGCUUUAUGCUGCUCGAUGCUGACAUCGAUCUCUUCCAAAACAAUGACUAUGAUCUACUUAAAACCUUCCCAAACGCUGCACCGAAGACCGAACUGUACGACGGUUACCACGUACAGGACGACGGAGACGUGUCGAGCAGCCUGUACCCGCCGUCCCCGCCGGAGAUCAAGCCCAGUCGCGCUGAGCUCGCCAACGAUCUUCUGCAGCAGCUAGACAACAACUGCAAACAAGAGAAUAUCUUCUCCAACUGGUUGGAGGAGAAAGCGGAGCUUCCUAUCUACGACAACAUCUCGCACGUGGCGGAGCCGGCGCUGCCGCUGUCGCUGCCGGUGGCGCCCAGCUUCUCCGCCCCGCAGCCCACUGAGGAGCUCCUCAGGGAGUUCGAGACUGUGUAUGGCGCCGUCGAAUUGACUCAUCUGACUCCGCCACAAAGUCCUCCCGGACCUGCAACCCAAUUGUUGCUGAGUUACGUCCAACAAGCCCAAUGCGCCACGUAUGCUCCCGCUCUUCCCCUCGUGCCCUCACAAGACCAGUGGCCGGUGGCCGCCCCGCUGCAGGCGCCGCCCGCGGUGCCCGACUAUGACUGCGGGUUUGACGAUGUCGAGGAACUCGUCCGCCAUCGCGCCGCACAGCUCACUUCCCCGGAACACUCUGGAGGUAGCGCAAGCGUUUCUCCUCAAUCAUCACCACCUUCAUCACCGCGCUCAUCCUGCACUGAUGAUGAGUGGUCCACGCCUUCAAGGCCAAAACCAUACUCGCGCCCCUCGGACGACCGUCGCUCUCGCAAGAAGGAGCAAAACAAAAAUGCUGCCACUCGUUAUCGCCAGAAGAAAAAGGCUGAGAUUGAGGACCUUCUGAACGAGGAGCAGCAGAUGCGUGAGCGGAACUCCAAGCUCAGCGACAAAUGUUCCGACUUACAGCGUGAGAUUCGUUACCUUAAAGGAUUAAUGCGUGACCUUUUUAAAGCUAAAGGUCUAAUUAAAUAAAACCCCAGCGCCGCCACCUCCAGAGCACGGAAACUGUCAAUAUUGCGCGAAAGUGAAGCGCACAUUGUGAACACUGUUCAUAAAGAAGAUUUAGGAGUUUUGUAUAUUUUUGAUGAUAACUAACAUUAAGAUAUAUUGAUAUUACUUGUUUGUCGGAUAAGCAGAUCUAAACUUAAAUCGAGCAGCACUAAUCAUUCACUUCAUUAGUAGAAGGUUACAAAAUAACAUCAGAGAAAAUAAAAGGUGGCGCCUUUCACAUCUUUCAUUUUUCUUUAUUUUUAGAGGAUAGGUUGCAUUCAUUGAAAAGAAAAUAUCUACGUACCGCGAGCUUAUCAUUCGCGAUUGUUCUUAUAUAUUUUAUGUACAUAACAUCAGAUUUUAAAUCAAAUAUUAUAUGCAAAAUCCAAGACGAGCAUUUUUUGUUGAUCUAUGAAUUUUUGAUUUUAUGUUUUCUUUCAAUAUAAGGAAUGCGACGGCGGA